Cimex lectularius (bed bug) is the source of this 1843-nucleotide messenger RNA. RefSeq lists its product as uncharacterized. The transcript is spliced from 10 exons. NCBI's taxonomy places the organism in Eukaryota, Metazoa, Arthropoda, Insecta, Hemiptera, Cimicidae. Bases 515 to 1300 code for a protein of 261 amino acids. The record is from RefSeq and is a predicted model, not a curated record.
UUUUAUUUAAAUAUUCCAUAACUCAUUAUGUUUUCUAUUAUGGUACUGAAUGUUAGUUACCCCAUUAGUAAGAUUUUAUUACUUAAGUAAGUUAAUUGUAAAUUUAGAAGUUCAAAAAUUUGUUAAAAAUUAUGUGCGUUAUUGUGUUCUUACGGAGGUUACAAGAAAUGGAAAACAUCUGCUUGACGUCCGGUAUUUUAAAAAAUAAAGCGCAAAUUUUGUAAGUAGUUUUGUUCGAAUUAGGCUCGAAACUGAGACCUUUAUAGUAAAAAAAGCUAAAAUAGACGGUGUUUUGUUGUUGGGUAUGGAGCUGAGGUGACAGUACGGCCGCGAGGAGAAGGAGUCGAGAGGAGGAGACGAGUUCGGUCAGGUCGGCUUGGGGACACGGACAGAAUCAAGCUCGCUGGAGAUUUUUCCUCGGGAAAAAAAAAGAAGGAAAAGAAGAAAAUUCGUCAUCCGCAGCUAAGUGUUCUUAUGACUAAUUUAUUACCACGUAACUUUUGAAUAAUUAAUUAUGGAAAGCAUAAACAACUCUUUGCAUCCUCCUGCCUGUAAUGUGAAAGCAUCGACACCGACAAAACAGUCUCCUUCGUUAAAACACAUGUCGAUGAUAAGUUCUAUUGGAAAUUUAUCAAGUAUCUGUUCAACUUCACAGUUGCCUUCCUCUAAAAUUGAACAGGCUAAAAGAGCUAAAGAGGAUGCUAGGAAUAAAAAACUGUUGCACAAAUCAUGUUUUCAACUUAUGACGUGCAUUAACGCAAAAGAAAAAAACGAUAGCCCGAUUGAUAUGGAAAUAAAAGAUCUGCAAGUAAAAAUAGAAAACAAACAAAAAACAUUAAAAAAGGUUACUGCCAUGAUUAAAAUGAUUCCCAUUCUCAAAGAAUAUGAGGAGAUUGAGAAGUUUCUAAUCAAAACGUUGAAUGAAUUGUCUCAUGCAUCCAUCCUGAACAAGACGGCAAUUCAAAAUCUUGCAGUUGUGAAAGACCAGCUGACAGCAACUAGAAGUAGAGUAAUUCUAAACGAUUUCAGUCCAAUUUCCUCUGAAGAUAUUGUGGCUUUGAGAAAGUCUUGCCAAAAUAUUCUUAAUGAACUCAAAAAGCAUGAGAACGAUUGUAAUUCAGUGAAGAACAUGGAAAUGUACAAAGUUAUGUCAUCUUAUUUACAAGAUGUCAAAAUCACAUUUGCUCGACUACAAAAUUUGUUACAAAUGAAUGAAAACAUCACCGAACAAAUAGUAAAGUGGGAUAUACAUGAGAAAUCGACGGACAUCUUGUACAAAAAUUUAUGUGAAAGUCAGUAAACAUCGGUGGAAACUUACUGUUCUUUAAUAAAACAUGAAUUAGUUUUUUAUAUAAAAUGUUGCUUAUUAUUUAUUGUAUUACUUUUGUAUGUACAUUAUCAUCUUUUUUACUUAUACAAUAUUGUUAUUUUUAAAAAAAUAUUUAUGUGCUUUUAUGAUUACAAUUUACAAUAAAACUAAUUGUUUCUUUUUUCACAUUUCAUCUUUUUUUUUUUUUUGCACAUUUAAUUUAUAGAAUAGCACCUUUGUAGUUACCGAGUCAGAUUCUUGUAUGUCAAUUGGAACUUCUCAUGAAUUCCUUAAUAUUUAUUUUAAAGUAUUUUAAAAUAGUGUGGCACCUCAUCAUGAUGAGUACAGAGAUACAAUGCCCAUCAAUACUAUUUAUAUUUAAACAAUAUGUAUUUCAUUUUAAUACAUAUUGUUUACACUUUCAAAAAAAUACUUUUUGAAAUAUAGGAGAUUAAGAAUAUAAAUUAAAAACUUUUAGAAUUAUAUUGCAUAUACAAUAUCACAAAUAGUAAGUUGUGAUUUUAUUUCAACAAA